This is a messenger RNA of Verticillium dahliae VdLs.17, 1737 nucleotides long. RefSeq names its product phosphate transporter family protein. Gene Ontology annotation, biological process: phosphate ion transmembrane transport. The record is from RefSeq and is a predicted model, not a curated record. Bases 1 to 1737 code for a protein of 578 amino acids. Gene Ontology annotation, cellular component: membrane. The transcript has a single exon. Lineage: Eukaryota; Fungi; Ascomycota; Sordariomycetes; Glomerellales; Plectosphaerellaceae.
AUGUCGCCAGCUUUGCCGCAAUACUGGUGGAUUCUCGCCAUCACCACCGUCGCGUUCUGCCUGAGCGCCUUCGGCAAUGGCGCCAACGACGUUGCCAACGCGUUCGCCACCUCUGUGGCCGCGCGAACCCUCACCAUGGCCCAGGCCGGUGUCAUCUCUGUCAUUGCAGAAUUCCUCGGCGCCGUUGUGCUCGGCUCUCGCGUCACCAACACAAUCAAAAACGGCAUCAUUGGCUUAGACCGCUUCCGGGACAACCCUGCUACCCUUCUCGUCGCUAUGGGUAGUGCCGAGAUCGCCUCUGCCACCUGGCUCUUGGUCGCAACGAAGAUCGGCUUCCCGGUAUCCACUACACAUACUAUCGUCGGCGCCCUCGUCGGCGCUGGUAUCGGCGCCCAGUCCGCCGUCACUUGGGAGUGGAAGAAAGGCAGUGUCUCCCAGAUUGCCGCCUCUUGGCUCAUCUCCCCAUUGAUUGCCGCCGCCUUCUCUGCGAUCUUGUUUGGGACCCUUAAGUUUUGCGUACUUGAGCGGAAAGACGCCUUCAAAAAGGCACUCAGGGCUAUUCCGUUCUACCUUGCCUUUACCGGCGCCAUCCUCGCUCUCUUCAUUACCAUUGAGGCACCUGGCGCCCCAAGUCUGGAAGAACUUGGCGUUGGCGUGGCUUGCGGCAUCGUGUUUGGGGCCUUCUUCGGUGUCCUCGCCCUCUCUUAUCUCUUCUUCAUGCCAUACUUCCACCGUGUUGUCGUCCUCGAGGACGAUCGUAUGCGUCCUUGGCAUCUUCCUCUCGGACCUCUAUUGUGGAGAGAGAACCCGCCCCUGUAUUUCCCCGGAAAGACGACCAUGCUCGUCGACCACUACGAGAGCGCCCACAACAAGGAGACUGCCACUGGAACCCAGCCGUCAGCCAGCAGUCAGAAAGCCUCGGCUACGGAUGCAGAGACGAACCUCCCCAACUCUCAAGGCCCUAAGGACGUCGAAACAGAAGGCCAAGUCACGCGAGAUAUCGAGCGACAGCCCGAAGAGCCCGCCGUGCGCCGCGCGCCGCGCAAGCCGGAGCCCGAAGAACGCUUCCUCGCUCCUACGGCCCAUCUCCCUUUCUACCACCCACGCAGGAUGAAGAGCCUUAUCCUGUACUUUCUGCUUCAGGGCGUCACGCGUGACUGCGUCAUUCACGACUCCCUCCAUCUCGAGAACGUCCAUGGCAGGGCCCCGCGCUACGACAAUCGCAUAGAACAUCUUUGGACAUACGCUCAAGUUGCUAGUGCAGUCAUGAUGUCUAUCUCUCACGGCUCCAACGACGUUGCAAACGCUGUCGGCCCUUGGGUGGCUGUCUAUGAGACGUACAACUCGGGCAAAGUUGGGGAGGAGAACCCUACGCCCGUCUGGAUCCUUGCCAUUGCCGGUCUCCUCCUUGGUGCAGGUUUUUGGUUCAUGGGUCACCACAUUGUCAAGGCGCUCGGCAACAAAAUCACGCAACUAAGCCCAACCAGGGGCUACGCCAUGGAGCUUGGAGCGGCCAUUACGGUCUUGCUCGCCAGUCGGCUAGGGUUGCCCGUGAGCACUACCCAAACACUGACCGGUGCCGUGGUUGGUGUUUCCUUGAUGAACUUGGACUUUGGUGCCACCAACUGGAAGCAACUCGGGUUCAUCUUCAUUGGCUGGGUCCUCACGCUUCCGUGUGUGGCCACGCUGGCUGGCGUGCUCACCGCCAUGAGCCUCAGUUCGCCUUCGUUCAACUGA